Messenger RNA from Ostrinia furnacalis (Asian corn borer), 2445 nucleotides. RefSeq names its product leucine-rich repeat-containing protein 24. Lineage: Eukaryota; Metazoa; Arthropoda; Insecta; Lepidoptera; Crambidae. Gene Ontology annotation, molecular function: protein binding. The transcript has a single exon. The coding region runs from base 32 to 1786 and encodes 584 amino acids. The record is from RefSeq and is a predicted model, not a curated record.
UCCGCCGAUGUGAGCUCGGGGCCGCAAUGAGAUGAGUAUGCGCGUGGCGUGGGCAAGGUGGUACUGGAUCGUGAUACUCACCACGUGCGCCGCGCGGACCGCGAGUGACUGGCUGGACUGCGCCCACAUCGCCACCUGCCACUGCAAAUGGUCCUCCGGCAAGAAAACGGCCAGCUGCGCGUCCAGUGACCUCCGACGCCCCCCAGCGCUCUCCUCAGACGUCCAAGUCCUCGACCUCCACGACAACCCACUCAGAAACCUCCCCCAAGAAGUCUUCGCGAACAUCGGAUUAUUAAACCUACAACGAUUGAACCUACGAGCGACACAACUCAGGUCCAUACACGCUGACGCGUUUCUAGAACUGAGAAUCCUCAUCGAAGUUGACCUAGCUGACAACGACUUAUCCAAUAUACCCAAAGAAAUAUUCAGGGGCAACGAAAGAUUAAGACUCGUCGUCUUAAGCAACAACCCGCUAACAACGCUAGUGGCCGACCAAUUUCCACCACUACCCCAUUUACGAACGCUGUUGUUAGACGGUUGCCGAUUAAGAUCCCUGCACACGAAUUCACUAAGGAAUCUGAAGUCGUUAGAGACAAUAGAUUUGUGUAGGAACCAGCUCACAUUCCUCCGUUUAGUCACGUUCUCGCUGCCGGCGUUGAAAACCGUGUCACUGUCGGGCAACCCGUGGCGAUGCGACUGCCGCCUGCGCGAGUUUAAAGACUGGUUUCUGGAUAGCAAAUUAGGGACGGAAGAUUUAGUGUGCGUUGAGCCUUCAACGAAAGCUGGGAGCAAGUGGCGCGCUGUAUCCAGUGAAAGUAUGACGUGCGCACCCGAAGUGCGGUCGAGUACACUCGUCGUUAGAGCAGAAGUCGGCGUGGCAUCUUCAUUUGGAUGCUGGAUCCAUGGCGUCCCAAAACCCAAAGUCACGUGGCUCCUCGACGGCGUCAACGUACACAAUAGCUCGAUAGAUUGUGAUAUGGAAGAAGUGGAAACGAUAAUCGACGACGAAUCGGGCGAACGUGUGCCAGGUAGUGUGCGAUGGGUGAACAUAACUCUCUUGAAUGUGACAACUAGUGCAGCCGGGGAAUGGACUUGUGUAGCUAAAAGCGUAGCCGGUGAAGCGCGCGCGGUAAUAAGUUUAGUUUUGCCCCGCUCCCAGACAGCCACGGCUCGCACGGCCCCGGGAAUUCCUCAGCUUUUAGGAGUCGUAUUUGGGGCAUUAGGUAUUUUAGCGUCGCUCGGUUUUAUAGCGGCCGUUGCCUGCUGGCAUUUGCGGAGACGGACGGUCCCGCCGAGCCGAAGUUUCACCGAUCAGGAGAAAAGAUUAAUCGAUGCUUCAGUAGUAGUCAGUUGUGACAGAUCAAUUGGAGAUAUGGCAUCGCCUUGUGACUUUGAGUUGACUGAGCAGUCACUUGACGAUAACCCGCCACGGGGAUGUGGUUUUGAUCCUGUUCAUAUAACGAUAGAGGGAACACCUGGAGCGUUUCCCCCACCGCCAGCAGAAUUUGCAGUGCCAGUUCCUUACGGGAAUAUCUUCAUCUCCGUUCAAGUGGCUGGCAGAGGUGAGACUGGGAAAUACCCUGACUUACUGAGCGGUGGGGCGACAUUACCCCGACGAAGUCGGACGUGUUGCACUGUUCCAGCGUAUGACAACAUGGGUCCUAGAGUCACUGCUACUGGCAGCUCGACGUGGUCCUUACCAGGAGCGAGCACAGAGAACGUUGAGGUUUCAGAAACCCCAGUCCUGACCCUGCCCCCACCGCCACCUGAGUUCGUCUCCCUUUAGCCUAGGCCCUUGGUACUAGACCCCUCAGCCUUGAGGUGACCUGGUACCACGAACAUUCGAGUCAAUUAGACUAUUCCCCUUUUAUUCGAUUACGAUAAUCUCUAUAACUAAGUGAAAUGUAAAUAUUUAGAGUGCUAAGUGAAGACGAUGUGUGACAUCUUGUGAGAUAUACGUAAGGUUGUUAUCAAUAUUAAAAUCUAAAAUUGCAUUUAAGGAACUUGUUAAUAUGUUGGGAUGGUGAAUGAAGUGAUGAUGGAGUCGUGAAUUUUGUUGGCGGAAAAUUAUAUACUUUUAAUCCUGGCUUUCAUCUCAUGAAUAAUAAUAAUAUCCUUCUGACGACUAAGGUCCUUACAAAAAUACCUACUCAUUUAAACAACAGUGUUUAUGUUGUGUUUUAUCUUAACACGUUUUCCGCCACCAAAAUUACUUGUGUAAUUUAUUUCCUAGAUGUUGAUUUUAACUUUGCAUACGUGUCUUCCCAACUUUUGUAAAUAUUGUUUAAUCAUUAUACAAACUUCCCAAACAUAAGACUGACCCUUUUGUCUUGUUUUGUCUCUCUUUGUAAUUGUAUGUAACGCUGUACACUCCAACUAGUGUCAAACUGGAUAGCUUAAAACAUUUAUUUGAAAGCAAAAUAUCUAAAUAAUGUAAAAAAUAAA